Messenger RNA from Dermacentor silvarum, 4237 nucleotides. Its product is annotated as fibrillin-1-like. Lineage: Eukaryota; Metazoa; Arthropoda; Arachnida; Ixodida; Ixodidae. Bases 1 to 4089 code for a protein of 1362 amino acids. Gene Ontology annotation, molecular function: calcium ion binding. The record is from RefSeq and is a predicted model, not a curated record. The transcript has 27 exons.
AUGACGCGGCGAUGCCCUCCCGCAACACGUGGCGUGCUGUCCCGGCAGCUCUGCUCCGUCGACGCACCUGACGUGGCGUCGCAGCCAAUGGCUGCGUAUGCCUGUGUGAGCCACAGGUGCCCCUCGCCGAGGCCACCCACGAAUGGCCACAUCGUGUACCACAACGGCGAGUCGAGCUACGUGAUGUACAAGUGUGCCAGAGGCUACGCGAUGCGGGGAUCGCGAUCGUCGCUCUGCAUGCUGGGACGGUGGAGCCCCGAUCCCCCUAAAUGCGUCCCCUACGACAGAGGAUCUGAGCCGGGAGUUUCUACCAAAGUUAUGCCACCCUCGCAGCCACUGACGGCCUGCCCUUACGGCAACAAAGUAAACUGCAGUGUUGAAGUGAAAAGGAGAUCUGUGCCUCGACAAGACAGUCAGGAUUGCCGAAUCCCACAACCAAUCGGCGAAGGACUUGUGAUUGUCUUGAGAGAAACACCGGGUUACGUGACAUACCAGUGCAAGUUUGGCUACCACGACGCACACAAAUUUACGGUGAUUCAUUGCAAAAACGGCAAAUGGACAGGGCAACCCCCACACUGCCUCGAUGCCGAAGGUUUUUCAGCUGUCCACAAUAUCAGCCAGCCACAAGCAAAAAAUCACUGCGAAGAUGACAACGGAGGGUGCGACCAAUACUGUUACUUUGACGGGAAAAGGACGGACUGCAGCUGCAAACGUGGCUAUAGUGUCAACGGGACAAAGUGCAUAGACAUCAACGAAUGCCAAGCGCCGGAGAAUACUUGCAAGGGUCAGUGCAUCAACACAGAGGGCAGCUUCCGGUGUGUCUGCCCUGACGGUUACAAACUCGACAAAGACGGCAAAUCAUGCAUAGAUAUAAACGAGUGCGCGGUGUACAAUGGAGGCUGCAAGCUGCGGUGUGAGAACACGUUCGGCUCCUUCAGAUGCCACUGCGACUUUCCGGGAUACACGUUGGCCGCAGACGGCACGUCCUGCGUAGACAACAGAGGUCGGGACUACUGCGCGGAGCAUAAUGGCGGCUGCUCUCAUAAGUGCCAUUCAGGCGACAGCGCAGCCAUCUGCUCUUGUCCCAAAGGACUCCAACUUUCUAGAGACCGCAAGCACUGUGAAGAUGUGGACGAGUGCAGCGAGAACAAGUAUGGCUGUGCGCACAGGUGCGUAAACCUGCUGGGAUCCGCCUACUGUGAGUGCCACAAGGGCUACAGGCGCCUUGCGGACGGAAAAAGCUGUGAAGAUGUGGACGAGUGCAGCGAGAGCAAGUAUGGCUGUGCGCACAGGUGCGUAAACCUGCUGGGAUCCGCCUACUGUGAGUGUCACAAGGGCUACAGGCGCCUUGCGGACGGAAAGAACUGUGAAGAUAUCGACGAGUGCUCGUAUCCGGAAGUUAAAGCGGAGUGCACCCGUGGCUGUUGGAACACAAAUGGCAGCUACGUGUGCCACAAGAAGCCAGAUGCAAUGAGUACAACACGGCAAACGUUUGCGACCGAAGACGAAGCAGAAGGAUCUGGCUACGACGACUACGGCUACGAUGGAGUAGAGCUUGACCCCAUUCCAAGUGCAGCCUGUCCAAGUGGCUUCGCUCGCAACGAGUCUGGUUGCAUAGAUACGGAUGAGUGCGAGGAACAACCUUCUCUUUGCUCCCAUGGUUGCGAGAACACGCCUGGGAGCUUCCGAUGUAUUUGCCCAGAAGGCUACGCUCUCAAUCGCAAUGGAACUGUUUGCACCGACUACGAUGAGUGCACGUGGUCGCCUUGCCCCUAUGCUUGUGAAAACACUGCUGGAAGCUACGAGUGCACAUGCCCUGCAGGUUACAGAGCGCAUGGCAACGGAAUUAACUGCACCGACAUUGAUGAAUGCAUAGAACAGCCUUCGCUUUGCGCCAGCGAAUGCCAGAAUACACCAGGCAGCUACAGGUGCAUCUGCCCAGCAGGUUACCAGCAGCUCCAUAACCAAACUAACUGCGAAGAUAUUGAUGAGUGUUCAGAGAAUCCCGCGCCUUGUCUUCAGACGUGCACAAACACCGCCGGGAGCUACAAGUGCGCUUGUCAGCGCGGUUACAGGUUACUGGACAACGGCAAGGACUGCGCUGACAUAGACGAGUGUGCCACUGGAAAACCCUGCUCUGAUGUAUGCGUGAAUACCAGAGGAAGUUUCCAUUGUGUUUGUCGGCCAGGAAGGGUUCCUGUCGGCUAUGGACAACGAUACUGCCAAGACUGCCCUAGGAACACAUUCAAGAACGACGCCUUCGGCCAGUGCGACAAAUGCCCUCCCCACAGCCACACAAAUGGAACAGGAAAGGCGUCGAAGGAAGACUGCGCAUGCAAUGCAGGCUACCGAAGAGGCCUCGUCGGCGGCGAGUGGUGUGUAGACGUUGACGAAUGCGCCGAAAAGACUCUUAACUGUUCCCACGACUGCAUUAAUGUGGUCGGAAGUGCUUUUUGCAGCUGUCCACUCGGAUUCAAAUUGAUGGCCGACAAUCUCACAUGCGUUGACAGCAAUGAAUGCGAGGACAAUCCGCGCAUCUGCAGCCAGCUGUGCACCAACACCCAGGGAAGCUACAAGUGCUCCUGCAAGCCCGGAUACACGCUUUCUGCAAAUGACAGCUUCCAAUGCACCGAUAAUGACGAAUGUGCGUUAGGAAUUCACACUUGUAGUCACAUCUGCGUCAACAUUGAAGGAGGAUAUUAUUGUCAGUGCCCGAAGGGAUAUAAGAUCACUGGGGACCUGAAAACCUGCUCCGCCGUCACUUGCCCGAUGUUCAUCGAGGCGUCCAACAGCGUAACAACGUGCAACCCGCCAGCAGAGGACAGCUCUGCAUCUAUCGGAACCAGGUGCAACGUUAGGUGCCACGCGGGCUUUGCGCUGGAAGGCUCAAUAGUCACCAAGUGCACGAAGCAAGGCACCUGGACACACGCACCGCCGACAUGUAAAGGCCUGUCCUGCCCCGCACUGCAGCAUCCGGUGAACGGCAAGGUGAUGCCAGAGCGGUGCUUGAGCCCCGGCGCAAACUAUCUCAAGUCCAGGUGCUACUUCCACUGCAACCCGGGCUUUAGGCUGCAGGGGAAACUCGUCAACACGUGCGAAGUUAACAGGACAUCGGGGUCGACAAAGGCGCUGGACUGGAAGCAUCUUCCGGGUACCUGCAAGAAGGAAACCGGUCCUGUUCGCAUCACGUGUCCCUCGAGCACUCGACUCGUCCUACCAGAGGGCCAGAAUUCCAUGUACCUUCAACUCCCGAAGCCGUACACUAACGUGGAACCGAACAACGUCCGGUUGCUCAUUGACGGUUUCCCAAGCGCCUCGGAGCUCGUACCCUAUGGAGACGUGCAGGCGACUUACGUGGCUACAAACCCCGAGGACAAUUCCACUGCCAAGUGUUCUUUCCAAGUCACUGUGGACGACGAAGAGCCUCCGAAAGUGUCGCGCUGCCCGGGCACCGUGAUGGCGAUUUCCACCUCCCUGGAGGGCGUCCCAGUCACCUGGGAGGAGCCUGAAUUCUCCGAUAACGUCGAUGUGGAGUCUGUAAGAUCGACGCAGUCACCAGGAUCCAUCUUUAACUUCGGCGUGCACAACGUGUAUUACACGGCCAGGGACAUUGCUGGAAAUGAGGCAGUUUGCGCUUUCCACGUGAACGUUUCACGCAAGGAGUGCCGUUUGCCGGCUGACAUCGAGCACGGCAGCACCGAGUGCGAAAACUGGCUGCACGGCGUUGUGUGUGAGCCAAGCUGCGAAGACGGCUACGCGUUACCCAGUAACGUGUCUCUUCUCUACACCUGCGACCUGGCCGGCGUCUGGGAACCAAGGUCCUGGAUACCGAACUGUCAGGCGUAUACUCCAUCCUCGGCGACGGGUUGCCUGCCGGGGUCCGAAUUCUUCGAUGAACUCGACGGGGAAGCCAACGUAUGCGUGGAGUGCCCUGCGGGGAUGUACUGGUCGCAGGACGUGGGCCAAUGCUUUCUCUGCGAGCCGGGAUUCUAUCAAGACAAACCUGCUCAAUCCUCUUGCAAACCAUGCCCGGCAGCAAACACCACGGCGGAACUCUCCGACGUUUUGGAACAGCAGUGCUCCUCGUGAUGCGAGCACCGACAGCACUCGCCACGCGAGUCUCGCUCGGCGAUCGCAGUGAAACUCGAGCCUGCUUGUUUUUGCUCUGCUGUGCUUCACCGAUAAAUAAAUUAAUGAAAAAAAGCGAGCGACACGCAUCGCGAUCCUUUCUUUUGUA